Molecule: messenger RNA, 1986 nt
Organism: Mangifera indica (mango)
Lineage: Eukaryota; Viridiplantae; Streptophyta; Magnoliopsida; Sapindales; Anacardiaceae
Product: exocyst complex component EXO70B1
Exons: 1
Coding region: 1-1986 (661 amino acids)
Biological process (GO): exocytosis
Cellular component (GO): exocyst
Molecular function (GO): phosphatidylinositol-4,5-bisphosphate binding
Source: RefSeq, a predicted model, not a curated record
AUGGAGAAAUUCUUAGCUCUAGAGACCACUGCAAGUUUGCCCAAAGGUAGUGAACAUAGAAGGAAUCAAUCUGAAAUCAUUCGGAUAAAACCAUCUGGGCACCCAUUAAAAGGUUCGGCUUCAGCUAGUUUGAAGGAGAUGUCACAGAAGAAUGUUGAUGAUGAGUCAGCUUCCCUUCCUCGGGCUCUGGAAGAGGUUGAUGGGUUCGUUAAUUCAUUAUCUUCGGAACUGGCACAGGUUCCGGAAUCAAUAUGGUCCUUUUACAGGAUGUUUGAAUCAUUGAUUAAAACAUAUGAAUCGAGGGAAAGUUCGGCCAGAUUCGGGCAGAAUCCUCAUGAGGAUGAUUUGUUUUUUGAAUGUGUGAAACGGGUUUCAAAGCUGAUGAAUGGAAUGGGUGAAUUGUCAUCCAGAGAUGUAACUGGAUUUUCUCUGAACCAGGCGAGCAAUGUGCUGAAUCGUGCCAUGUCUUUGUUGAAUGAAGAAUUCCGUGCACUUUUAUACCAUAAGCGCUGCCACUUAGACCUCAAAACUCCAAAGACACCGAACCAAUCCAUUUUCAGUUCGAAUUCCUCAUCAAAUCAGGACUCAGAUAGAUGUAUUCUGCCUGAAACCGGGUUCAAUCAAGAAGACGAGUUCCCAGCUUUCUCACAAGAUGCAAUCUCAAACAUGAACAACAUUGCCACAGCAAUGAUCUCAACCGGGCACGAAUCAGAAUGUUGCAUGGUGUAUAGUAUCUUUAGGAAAAUGGCGCUGGGAGAUCAACUCACCAAGCUUGGAUUCGACAAUAUCAGCUUUGAUGAUGUGCAAAGAAUGCAAUGGGAAUCCCUUGAAGAAGAAAUCAAAACAUGGAUCAGGAUUUUCAGUCAUUGUUACACGGUUCUCUUCCCUAGAGAACGCAAGCUUUCAGAUUCAGUCUUCUCCGAAUAUCCAUCUAUAUCUGAAAGAUUGUUUACCGAUCUUGCCACUGUAAUGAUUAAAAGGUUUCUCAAUUUCGGUGAAGGCGUUGUUUUAACAAAGAGGUCAACUGAGAAAUUGUUCAAAAUUUUGGAUAUGUAUGAGACUUUCAGAGACCUGCUUCCAGCAAUGGGACAAUGGUGUUCUAGUGAGGGUGCUAAAGACUUAAAAUGCCAGAUUUGGGUUGCUCAAUGCCGGAUUGGUGAAAUGGCCGUCAGCAUAUUUUCUGAACUUGAAACUGCAAUCAAGAGUGACCAUGGACGAACCCCGGUACCCAGUGGCCAAGUUCACCCCUUAACUCGCUACACAGUGAAUUAUCUGAAAUACGCCUGUGAAUACGCGAAGACAUUAGAAGAAGUGUUCAAGCAGCAAGAAAAAGUAGACAUGUCAGAUGAGCCAGAACCUGAGAAUUCGGGUGAUGGGACGCCAAGAAGAUCUCCAUUUUCAAUGAAAUUGAUCAGUAUUAUGGACAUGUUGGAUGCAAAUCUUGAUACCAAGUCAAAGCUGUAUAAGGACCUUUCCUUGAGUUACAUUUUCCUGAUGAACAAUGGAAGAUACAUAUUACAGAAGAUCAAAGGGUCCACGGAGCUUAAAGAUGUAAUGGGCGCCGCAUGGCACAGGAAAAGGACAACAGAUUUGAGGCAAUACCAUAAGAGUUACCAGAGAGAAACGUGGGGCAAAGUGUUGCAAUGCAUCAACCAUGAAGGUUUACAAAACAACAGCGGGAAGGUUCUCAAGUCUGCAUUGAAAGAGAGGUUCAAGAAUUUUAACACGAUGGUGGAAGAGAUACGCAAGACACAGAGCACUUGGGUGGUGAGUGAUGAACAGCUUCAAUCUGAGCUCCGAGUUUCGAUAACGGCGGUGGUGAUUCCGGCUUACCGGUCGUUUUUGGGAAGAUUUAGGCAAUAUCUGGAAGGUAGCAAAGGAGAUAAGUAUAUCAAGUAUCAACCAGAAGACAUAGAGGCGUUGAUUGAAGAAUUAUUUGAUGGAAAUCCAAUGUCUAUGGGAAGGAAAAAAACCGGAAAAGAUUAA